CCGGAAGUGCUUCUCUUUACCUAACGAGGUCAAAAUGGAGGCUCGCUGCAUGUGAACUGGGGUCGUAAGGGGAGCCGGCUUUAUGAUUCGUGAACAUGUAUAAAACGCCAUGUAGCAGGCUGUCAGGUUUUGUUGGUGUAAGUGUGAAACAGAAACUAGCUCAGAAUGUUCCUCGGUGUAACCAGAUUGCUCGCAGCCUUAUUCAACUUCACAGGAGAGAGCCUUCAAACUGGCUGACAUAUCAACAUCUUAACUUCCUUAAACGCCAGUAUGUUUCAAAGAACACUGGUGAGCUUCACCAGCGUGCCAUCCCCAAACAGGCACCUGCCCUGAUUAUUGUGGAUGAGAGAGAUGACAGCAUUGAAAGGCAAGUUGAGAGAAUACCAACCAUCAAUCCUGCAGCCACAGAUGCUGCUCCACAGCCAGAGGAUGGAACCCAUAAGCCACAAACUGAAUUCUCCCAUUUGAAGCCCACUGCAGAAAAUGCAGCAGUGCAGAAUGUUUCAGCUUCCUGUAAGGCUGGAAGUCCAGAUGAGCCUCCACAUGUCCAGGUUGAGACGGAAGAAGAAAAACAGGCACGUCUGGAUAGACAGUGGAAGCAGCUGAAGGUCGAUAGGGCUGACUUACCGGAUAUCUACGCAAGACUUUCAAAAAUUAAACUGACAGCACUGGUGGUUACAACUGCAGCAGCCGGCUUUGCCAUGGCUCCAGUGCCCUUUGACCCAAUCAUCUUUUUCGUGUCAUCUCUUGGAACAGGCCUUGCCUCUUGUGCUGCCAAUUCAAUUAACCAGUACUUUGAGAUGCCCUUUGACUCCAACAUGAACAGAACAAAGAACCGUCCACUCGUCAGAGGACAGAUCAGCCCCCUCCAUGCAGUGUCCUUUGCUCUAGCCUGUGGGGUUCCUGGAGUUGCUCUGCUCACGCUGGCAGUAAACCCCCUGACAGGCUUCCUGGGCGCCCUCAACAUCUUUCUCUACACCUGUUGUUACACACCACUCAAGAGGCUUAGCAUCACCAACACCUGGGUGGGAGCAGUGGUGGGGGCGAUACCUCCUGUGAUGGGCUGGACUGCGGCCACAGGUUGUCUGGAGCCAGGUGCUUUGUUGCUGGGCGGUUUCCUGUACAGCUGGCAGUUCCCCCACUUCAACGCCCUCAGCUGGAACUUGAGGGAAGACUACUCCCGAGGUGGCUAUCGAAUGAUGUCCGUCACCCACCCCACAAUGUGCAAGCGGGUGGCCCUGCGCCACAGCCUGGGUCUGAUCGGCCUGUCGACCUUAGCGCCCGUGCUGGAUGUCACCACCUGGACCUUCCCUAUCAUCUCUUUACCCAUCAACCUGUACAUCAGCUACCUGGCCUUCCGCUUCUACCACAAGGGAGACCGCAGCAGUGCCCGAAAGCUGUUCUUUUGCAGCCUGUGGCACCUGCCCAUGCUGCUGCUGCUGGCACUCACUUGCAAAAAGUAUAGUAGAAAUCAGGAGGGUGCCACUCUGCCUGCAGCAUCUUUACCACUCACACUUCCAGCCAACUAAUUUCAUAGCUAUCCCGACACUUGGAGGGGCCUGUGGGACCCCUUUUUUUUUUUUUAAACCACAAUACUUCAGUGUCCUGUGGGCACAUUAUUAUGUCCACGUGUUUAAUCCAAGCCAGCAGUGCUCACUUCAUAUCAGGAAAUGAGCUGGAAGUAGUAGCUGAAUUACAGAAAACACACUGAAUUAUUACAUCAGGUUGUAAUCCUCUGAAUGUGUAUGUACUGUACAUACAUUCUGUAUUUAUUUAUAGCAGGGCCCACCACUCGAUCUGUGCUUUACAUGACUGAUUUUAAAAUACUGUGGACAAUAUAAAUUGCAGUACAUUGUACAGAUGCAGACUCUUAUCGGAAUAUGUUAGCUGCUCGAUCAGUGUGUAUAAAAAAAAUCGAGGUUUAUUUGGCAGCUACAACAUAGCAGUUAUGUUGACUGUUGCUCGACUUUCACUUGAUCCCUGAUACUUGACGGUUAAUGACCUUUGCUGCAUUUUGCUCCUCACUGAUGGGUCUCGAUUCGUUAGCGUAAUGCUUUAAUUCCAUGUGGUUUGCCUACACCAAAAUAAAAGGGAAUAUUUCACCCCUGUAAAAAACAAGGGCAAACGCUCUCCAACAAUAAACACGUCAUGAUUGUGA
Messenger RNA from Archocentrus centrarchus (flier cichlid), 2158 nucleotides. It is a transcript of the gene cox10, whose product is annotated as cytochrome c oxidase assembly factor heme A:farnesyltransferase COX10. Lineage: Eukaryota; Metazoa; Chordata; Actinopteri; Cichliformes; Cichlidae. Gene Ontology annotation, molecular function: protoheme IX farnesyltransferase activity. The transcript is spliced from 7 exons. The record is from RefSeq and is a predicted model, not a curated record. The coding region runs from base 96 to 1529 and encodes 477 amino acids. Gene Ontology annotation, cellular component: mitochondrion; mitochondrial membrane. Gene Ontology annotation, biological process: heme A biosynthetic process.